Molecule: messenger RNA, 690 nt
Organism: Micropterus dolomieu (smallmouth bass)
Lineage: Eukaryota; Metazoa; Chordata; Actinopteri; Centrarchiformes; Centrarchidae
Product: interleukin-6-like
Exons: 5
Coding region: 1-690 (229 amino acids)
Biological process (GO): immune response; neutrophil differentiation; macrophage differentiation
Cellular component (GO): extracellular region
Molecular function (GO): cytokine activity; interleukin-6 receptor binding
Source: RefSeq, a predicted model, not a curated record
AUGCCCUCUAAACUCAACGCUUACUUGCUCUCUGCAGUGAUGCUGGCAGCUCUGCUCCAGCGCGCUCCCGGAGCUCCAGUUGUAGACGCGCCCACCGACACCCUGGCAGGUGACACCUCAGGUGAGGAGGGGGAGACUCGCUCUGACCUACUGAGCACCUCCCCGGUGUUAACCAAGGUCCUUGCCACAACCCAACGCCACAAGGAGGAGUUUGAAGAUGAAUUCAGAGACGUGCAAUAUCUCUUUCUGGACAACUACAAACCCUCCUCACUUCCAGAAAACUGUCCUAAAUCCAACUUCAGCAAGGAGGCAUGUCUCCACAGUUUGGCACAUGGCCUACUUAUUUAUACUGUUCUUCUCAAGUUUGUGGAGAAGGAGUGCCCCAACAGCCUGAUUCCCAAAGAGGCCAGAGUUGAUGGCGGUUACCUGAUUAGCCUGAUCAAAGGAAAGAUGAGGAACCCUGAACAGGUCACGGCACUCACCAGCAGCCAGGAGGAGGUGCUGCUGAAGGGCCUCGAAGACCCAGACACUUUCCACAGAAAGAUGACCGCACACAGCAUCCUGCGCCAGCUCCACUACUUCCUUGUCGACUGCAAAAGAAUAUUUAACAAAAUGGAGUGGCCCAGAAGAAGUGUAGCCAACAGGAUCAUGGCACCUGUCACUUUCUACCACCAAAAGCUAAAAAGAUGA